Hemicordylus capensis (graceful crag lizard) is the source of this 2839-nucleotide messenger RNA. Its product is annotated as rab9 effector protein with kelch motifs-like. Gene Ontology annotation, molecular function: protein binding. The transcript is spliced from 14 exons. The record is from RefSeq and is a predicted model, not a curated record. Bases 171 to 2036 code for a protein of 621 amino acids. Lineage: Eukaryota; Metazoa; Chordata; Lepidosauria; Squamata; Cordylidae.
AUUAGAUAAGGAACUUUAAAAAGAGCUUUUUGCUGCAUCCUUCUUGCCCAAGGGUUUUUGUGUGUGGGUGGAGAGGCUAAAAGAAUCUCAUGCAUUGGAAAUCAGAAGACACUAGGAGCUCUGUGCAUUAAAGCUGCUGUACCUGCACCUCCGCUGCACCUGCUCUGGCCAUGUUCUCCAUUUCCAGUUUCUUGGCUGCAGAUGAACUGCAAUCUCGAUGCCGUCGCUGGAGCUGGGCUCCCGGAGGCCACUGGCAACAGGAGGCAGCCCAAGCUCAGAAACCUCGAGAUAUUGAUUCCAUCCUGGGGCAGGGCAAGCUUGACUUCUAUGCCCUCUGGUCUCUGCGGGAGCCACCCCGGCACCUUAGCAGUAAACAUGGCCGCAAAUGUUAUCAGACUCUCCUGCCGCUUCCACUGCCAAAACAGUUGGUGAUCUUUGGUUUGGGCGAUUGGAGCCGCUAUUCUCAGAAGACUGUCGUCACUGUGGAGGUGGUGGUGAAUCCAGACACUGAGCCCCAAAGGAUUGGCAAGUUGGGGUCUGAAGCAAGGUGUUUGGUGUGGGAAGGUGAGUGGAGAGUGGAUGUUCUGAUGGCUUCGUUGAAGCAGGCAGAGAAUGGUAACCCUGUUAAGCUUCUCUUGACUGUCAAGGAACAGCUGCUAAACAGCACCCCCACCCACCCGUUUCAGGCACCUGAACCCAGUCAGUCACCUGUCCUUCCAGAAGAUGCCUUUCCUAUUGUCCAGGGAUUGGGUGAAACCACUGAGUUUCCUGCUGGACAGGCAAAGAGUCAGAGUUCAGUGAUGCCUGUGAAAGAAUGUGGGCCUGAGAGGAACUUCUCUCCACCACUGGAAAAGCUGCCGAUGCUUCCUGUUCCAUCAGCAAGUGCCACACCAGAGGAAUACGAGGAGGCCAGGAAGAAGACUUGUCUGCCUAACCCAGUUCAGCCGAAGAAAUCCAGGAGAGUUCUCUUUGAACCUUUGGCAACUGAUGGACAGCAGGAAGCUGAAGACAUGGAGGUGAAAGAGCUUCAAACAUGUCCAAGCCCUCGAUGGUGCCAUGCCAUGUGCUUGUGUGACCCUGAAACAGCUGUUUUGAUCGGUGGCGAAGGAACUAAUCAACAGUUUUGCAAGGAUACUUUCUGGAAACUGGAGAUUGAGGAUGACUUCUGGUUCCCUCUGGAUUUCUCUACACAAGAUUCUAUGCCACAGUGUUCACGGGGCCACAGUGCCACCUAUGAUCCAGACACCAAGAGUAUCUACAUCUUUGGGGGGAUGAGGGAGGGGAAGCGCUACAGCAGCAUCCAUAUCCUGGACACGGCAUCUUGGAAGUGGCGUCAUGUUUCUGCGAAGGGGAAAGUGCCGACACUGGCCUACCACAGUGCAACUAUUUUUCGCAAGGAGCUGUUUAUCUUUGGAGGAGCUUUCCCUAAAAUGUCAUCCCUGGAGACUGGGGCCUGCAGUAACGCACUCUUCAUUUUUAACCCAGAGUAUGAGAUCUGGUACCAACCCAUUGUUGAAGGAGAGAAACCUCUUCCAAGGCUUGGCCAUUCAGCCACACUGUUGAGGAACAAGCUGAUCGUAUUUGGGGGCCAGAGAACUUCGGUAUACCUGAAUGACACACACAUCCUGGAUCUGGGUUUUAUGGAGUACACAUCAGUUCCUUUUCUCUCUGGACAUCCUUCUGCUCGCAGUUUCCAUGCUGCCAUGGCAGUGUCUGAUCAGAAAGUGCUGAUAAGUGGAGGCUGCAAUGCCAAAGGAGCCUUUUGGGAUGCAUUCACUUUCCACUUAGAUUCCUUGACGUGGAAUGUAGUCUUGCAUGGUGACCUUUGUUCAGUGCCUCGGGCAGGUCACACGCUGCUCAAUUUGACUUACGCCCACCUGACGGAUGUAGAUAAGGAGAUUCCAGGCAAGCGCAACCUGUGCACAGCACUGAUCUUUGGGGGCUCAGACCGUACUGGCAAGUUCUACAAUACUACAAACAAAAUUCAGCUGGAUCUCAAGGAGGUGACAGUGAUGGCCUCCCAGAAUCUAGCCUGAUAGAAUUGGUAGCUCUAUGUCAGAACAAUGGGGGCAAAAGCAGAAGACUGUAUAUAAAAAGAAUAAGAAUGAAGAAGCAAGGAGUGCAAGCCUGGCUCCAAGAAUAGCUGUUAGACAGCAUUACCUCUUUCUGAAGGUUUUGGACUCCUUGCUAGCUUCAUUCUUUGCUGGCGACAUAGAGCAGGUUGCCUGGACAUUGGACACAGAUUACCUUUGUUGGCUGUUCUGACUAAUAUAGGUUUUUCUUAGUAUCCUCUCACUUCCAUGUAGUCAUCUCAGUAGAUUGGUAUCCCCUGCUUUUCUACCAAAGACCUCCCUUAAUCAUGGGCCUAGGAAGUCACAGCGAUGGUCUUAUAGAAGAAAGCACAGCAUCCAGUUUUGAAUGCAGCGAUGAUGUCCUGGCUGAAUCCUGAGAAUCUGUGUUCACUUUUGAAGCUUUUAAUGUUUCCUGAGGAAGGGAGGGGAGCCUUCUAUACGAUGCUUAGGGACUCAAGAGAGCCCCUAUAUGGCUUCAGAUACUUGGGUCACAUUUUAGUACAAGUCUGGGUACUCCUUUCUUCCUAUUUGUGUGUCUCUCCUGUUUGAGCCAAUCACCCACAAUUUAUGCAGGGAGAAAGCUUAUGCUCUUGUGUUCAAUGCUUCACUACAUAGUAUAGAAGAAGUUAGAACUCCUGUGCAUGCUACAGGGGACCCUGCUUUGAGACUGUCUGGAUAAGAUCCUUCACUGGUCCCUUCUAGGUGUUCAGUUUGUUCAUUCUAUGGAUCUUUUGCUGCUGCUGUGAAUAAAAACAACUAAUCUUAAA